AUGUUAAAACAAGUAAAAGCUGAGAUCGUAGAUUUAGAAUAUGAGGAAGCAGAAAAAUGGAAAGAGCAAGAAGAAGAAGAUGAUGCUCUGCUGGUGGCGCGAAAAAUCAAGCAAGAAUUAGAAAGAAAAAAUUCCCCGUCAAAACCGGUGGGUGAUGGCUCGUCGCGAGCCACCACCACUUGCAUGAAUACCGGUCUCGCGUCUAUUUGCGGCACCCGGCGUCGAUCAAUCGAAACUUUCGUCGUUUUUCAAAUUUUGGAAGACCGGCAUCAAACCCACCAGCCCAUAGAGAUCGACCGACCGUCUGCUCCUAUUGUGUUCGACCACUUCAUUUGUAUGCGCAUUGGGCUCAAUUCUCGAAAUAAUGUUCAAAGAUUAAUGGCACUUUUGGCAGCUCACGAAUUUGUUGAUCUCACGGUUUUGCCAAGUCCGUCAUUGAUGCCUCCACCGCCACCAAUACCAGCAAUGAUACCUUUAGCCAUCCCUCGACACCAAACCCUCCCACCAACUCGAUUAUUAGCAGCUUGCCAGCAAGAGCCAUCCACAUCCAGUGAGAAUCCACUAGACAUUCUGAACAUUCAAACUCGCCGACUGUUUCCCCAAUUCCCACACAUCAAAGUCAAAAGAAAUCUGGCCAAAAAACUAGUGCCGAAACCGUUUAUCCGACCCACGCCCUCAGCUGAUUGUGGCAUAAUACCUAUCAACAUGCGGUGCAGGAAAUGUGAUGAGAUUCUGCCCAAAGGGUCACAUGGAUCGAGUGCUUUGAAUCAUGUUCAAAAGAAUCAUCUGAAAAUGGCAGCGUUUCAAUGUAGAAUAUGCAAACAUUAUAGAACAACUCAAGAGCGGAUACAAUCUCAUGUAACUACUGUACAUAAGGCAAAAUCGACAAAAUUCGACUCUUCGUUAGCCGGUCCGUUGUCGGCAGACGAUAUGAAAAAGAUGGAAGAAAUGAUAACGUAUUGUUUCCCGAAACUCAAAAUGGAACUACAAGUCACCGAUCGCCUAAUUGCAAAAACAAUGGAAGUGGAUUUCGCUGUCAGCAAAUAA
Caenorhabditis briggsae is the source of this 1047-nucleotide messenger RNA. Bases 1 to 1047 code for a protein of 348 amino acids. The transcript is spliced from 9 exons. Lineage: Eukaryota; Metazoa; Nematoda; Chromadorea; Rhabditida; Rhabditidae. The record is from RefSeq and is a predicted model, not a curated record.